Molecule: messenger RNA, 1517 nt
Organism: Paramisgurnus dabryanus
Lineage: Eukaryota; Metazoa; Chordata; Actinopteri; Cypriniformes; Cobitidae
Gene: casp9
Product: caspase 9, apoptosis-related cysteine peptidase
Biological process (GO): proteolysis; regulation of apoptotic process
Molecular function (GO): cysteine-type endopeptidase activity
Source: RefSeq, a predicted model, not a curated record
AGCGUGAUGUAAACAAGGGAGGGAAUCUCCGAGUGAGGAAGAGCUCCGUGUUGGCACUUUGACAUUUGUAUUCUGUCAUUUUGUUAGUUGUUAUUUAGGCGAAACAGUACACAAAUGUCGUUAUCCUGACACGUUUGUUGUAACCGUAUAAUUGUCAGUAUGGAUCCCCGACACAGACAGAUUCUUCAGCGACACCGGGUGGAUUUAGUCAAAGAACUGAAUACGGCAGAUCUAUGCGAUGGCCUUUUGUCAAAGGGGAUCUUCACACAAGACAUGAUCGACGAAAUACAGAGCAAAACAACCAGACGUGAUCAAGCCAGGAAACUGCUAAUAGACUUGGAGACCAGAGGGAGUAGGGCUUUCCAAGCUUUCCUGGAGUCCCUACGCGAAACUGAGCAUCAUGAACUAGCAGAGCUCCUGGAGGGAGGACCUGGUGCUCAUCAGUCUCUCCCAACACCUGUACAGCCUUCAGUGAUUCCUCUACCAGUCAAGCAUCCCAAACCUACUGACAAUCCAGACAGACCCGAUCUAUCUUCUCCAAAGUUAAUACCCCUGAGACCACCAAACAGCUUGCCUUUGCCUAAACCUAAUAGUCCACCUUCUGAAACACAGAGACAAAGACAGAGACGUGAUAGUAUACAGGCUUACAAGAUGGAUGCCCGGCCGUGUGGGAUCUGCUUGAUUAUAAACAAUGUGGAGUUUGACCCGGCUUCCAGUCUGAAAAACCGUAAUGGGUCUGACAUAGACUCCGACAAGAUGGAAAGAAGAUUUAAAGCUCUUAACUUUGAGGUUUUAGUAAAAAGGAACUUGAAAUACAAACAAAUAAGACGUGAACUGAAUUCUUUAGCGAAGAAGGACCAUUCGGCAUAUGACUGCUGUGUUGUGAUUAUUCUUUCUCAUGGCACUGAGGCAAGCCAUAGUCGUUUCCCCGGGGCAGUCCAUGGUGUGGACGGAUCAUCCGUCCCAGUUCAGAUAAUCACAAACUACCUCAAUGGGCAGAACUGUCCUUCUCUUCAGGGCAAGCCAAAGCUUUUCUUCAUCCAGGCCUGUGGAGGAGAUGAUAAGGACACAGGCUUUGAGGUUUCACCAGAUGAGGUGCAGCCCUCUUUGGGUGGAGCAGAUGAUCAGAUGGAUGCUAUUCCCAUGUCCUCCAGCAGCGACUCUCUUAGCACGUCUGAUGAAGUUGAUGCUCGGGCAACUUUGCCCACACCUAGUGACAUCCUGGUGUCCUAUUCAACUUUUCCAGGCUUCGUCUCAUGGAGAGACACGCAGGCUGGCUCGUGGUAUGUGGAGAAUCUCGAUCGUGUGCUUGAGCAGAACGCUGACACUGAUGAUCUGGUGACAAUGCUUAUGAUGGUAAAUAAUGCCGUCUCCCAAAUUUCUGCCAAAGGCCUUUAUAAACAAAUGCCUGGAUCUUUCAACUUCCUGCGAAAACAUCUCUACUUUCAAACACCACAGUCAUGAUCGCUUGGAGAUCGGAAAUAUCUCUGUAUGAUGUCAUUAAAACACUGUCACAA